Molecule: messenger RNA, 1149 nt
Organism: Paramecium octaurelia
Lineage: Eukaryota; Ciliophora; Oligohymenophorea; Peniculida; Parameciidae
Source: the annotation of a GenBank genome assembly
AUGGGUAAUAAAUAAGGAUCGGAAUUUGGAGGCAUUAUGGUAAGAACAGAAAAAACCAAUUACUUUGCUGGAGAUCUUGUAAAAGGUAAAUUAUCUACUAUUUUAGGAAAUAUAUACCUCCACAUAAUAAAAUCAGGUUAUCAUGGAAACGUCGUUUAAUUUUCAAUAGUUGGAAAAGAGAAAACUGAAUGGGAAGUUAGUACUGGGAAAAGUAGUACUACGCAUCGUGGGAAAAAUGUAUUUUACGAAGACUCCUUUGUUAUAAAUACAUUUUUAAACGAAAACUUAAUGGUUGGACAAUUUGUUUUCCCUUUUGAAUUAGAACUUCCAUUGGAUCUACCUGGAUCCCUCUAUCAUUCGUAUGGUCUUCUGGCAAGCGUAGCCUACAAAAUCAAAGUUCGAAUAAUCUCGAACUCUAAAUCAAUUAAUGAUAUCAAGAAUGAAUAAGAAAUUAUCAUUAGAGAACCAAUUUAAGAAAUAUUAUAAGCUUCUUAAAAAAAAGUGACUGCUAAUCUGACAACAUGGUGUUGUAAAUAACAAGGAGUAAGCAUAAUACUAAAUAUAGUUUUGUUCGAUAACCGCAAAAGCAGAGAAAAAUUUAUAUUAAUCAGGAGAACUUGUUAACAUAACCUACGAUAUUGAUAAUUCAAAUUGUAAGCUUAAUCUUGAAAAAGUUGAUGCCAGUAUAAUGAGUAGACUAAUCAUCCAAUCUAAUUCAGGUGCGUAAUACAGGUAAGAAGUUAAAUUAAACUCCGUAUCUCAGAGUGGAAUACAAAAAGGAAUGAAGCUAUUAUCAUCCGCAUCAACAGGAUGUUCAUUACAAUUGGUUAAUAUUAAAAAUCCAACCAUUGUUCUCGCACCUUCAACAAAUGGAAGUCUUGUGAAUUUCUAAUAUUAUGUGAUAAUAAAUCCGAAUUUUGAAGGUAUAUAUUUGAUAUACCGAAAGGUUGUACAUUUUGUAGUUCAAAGCCAAUUGUAGAAGUACCCAUCACCUUAUUCACUCUUCUUCCAUAGGAAGAUUAAGAACCAAUUGCCCAGCCUGAAAAUUGGUAACCAAAAGCCUUUUAACCUUUCCUUAUAAAAUCAAAUAGCAUCAACCCUUUCAAUAAAAACAGUUUGAAAAAGAUGGCUAAUCCUAUGAACAGCUGA